Messenger RNA from Morus notabilis, 1100 nucleotides. Its product is annotated as plasma membrane ATPase 2. The transcript has 7 exons. Lineage: Eukaryota; Viridiplantae; Streptophyta; Magnoliopsida; Rosales; Moraceae. Bases 19 to 897 code for a protein of 292 amino acids. Gene Ontology annotation, molecular function: P-type proton-exporting transporter activity. Gene Ontology annotation, cellular component: plasma membrane. The record is from RefSeq and is a predicted model, not a curated record. Gene Ontology annotation, biological process: regulation of intracellular pH; proton transmembrane transport.
CGUAUUGUGCUUGGAUUCAUGUUACUGGCCCUCAUAUGGCAGUUCGAUUUCCCGCCUUUCGUUGUUUUGAUUAUUGCUAUCCUUAAUGAUGGUACAAUUAUGACUAUAUCGAAGGAUAGGGUGAAACCGUCUCCUCAGCCAGACAGUUGGAAGCUGGCAGAGAUCUUUACGACCGGAAUCAUUCUUGGUGGAUACUUGGCCAUGAUGACUGUCAUUUUCUUCUGGGCGGCCUAUAAGACAGACUUCUUUCCUAGGACAUUUGGGGUUUCAAGUCUUCAAAAGAACGAUAAAGAGGGCCUAAGGAAACUAGCAUCCGCAGUAUACCUGCAAGUGAGCACCAUCAGUCAGGCUCUCAUAUUUGUGACGCGAUCCCGGAGUUGGUCUUUUGUCGAGCGUCCAGGUCUCUUACUCCUUGGUGCUUUUGUUAUUGCUCAGCUGAUUGCCACGUUAAUUGCUGUCUAUGCAAAUUGGAGCUUCGCUGCAAUUGCGGGGAUUGGCUGGGGUUGGGCCGGUGUGGUUUGGCUAUACAACUUCAUUUUCUACUUCCCACUUGACUUCAUCAAAUUCUUCAUUAGAUACGCGCUGAGCGGAAGGGCUUGGGACCUCGUAAUUGAGCAAAGGAUUGCCUUUACGAGGAAGAAGGAUUUUGGUAGGGAAGAACGUGAGCUCAAAUGGGCACAUGCACAAAGGACUCUCCACGGCCUGCACCCACCUGAAACCAAGAUGUUUACUGAGCGCACUACUUACCCAGAACUCAAUCAGAUGGCAGAAGAGGCUAAGAGACGAGCUGAGAUUGCAAGACUAAGAGAGCUGACUACACUCAAAGGGCAUAUGGAAUCAGUGGUGAGAUUGAAGGGCCUUGAUAUAGACACUAUUCAGCAAGCAUACACCGUUUGAUGAGACCCUUUUUAUUUAGUCUCGUUCCUCCAUAGCAAUGUCCUCUUUUGUUUCUGUUACUGAGCCUAUUCCAUUCUAUAGAAACAUGUGAAACGCAUCAAACCUCCGAGCAAAAAGAGCGGGAAAAAAAUGUAACGUGUUAACCAUCCUAUAAACUCAUUUGCAAUUAGGUGGCUUUAUAUAUUUUACAUAUGCGGGACCAA